UCUGACCCCCUAUCGCGCGCGUUUCAGACCCGUCGUUCCCCGACUGUCCCUCCCUCUUGCCCCGGCUCCACUGCCCUACGCCAUCAAUCACGUUUGAGCCAUCAAAUCGUCUCUUUUUGUUCCUUUGACGGGGAUGAUGAGCGAGAUCCACUUUUCGCCUGUCCCUUUCGCCUUUUCGCUUCCUUUCGAUUUCUAUUUACUAUCACUUGGCCCUGUCGUCACGGCGACGGCUCUUCCCCCCGUGUAUCAUUCAUCUGUCUUAUCAUAUAUGGCCAGGCUCGUCAGCUCGGCAGUUCGGGAUACUCCAUGACUCCCCAUGACUCUGCAUCUGUCAACAUCCAUAGUUCGCUUCGAUAUCACGCAUGCUACAACUUUCAUCCUGAUCCUACGACAUGUCCCUGGCCGAACAAUUAUCUCUGAGGAAACGCGUUGAUGCAGCACUAGUGGGUCCUUUCGUGGGCACGUACAUCGACUUGUUAUUAGGAGGAGUAUGUCUUCAUCUGCUCAACAAGUAUUGCAAGACGGGAGGUCGACCCGUGAUCGAGCGACGGGUGGUCUAUGCGGCCUGUCUCAUCGCAGCCGUCAACUCGUUCGUACACAUCCACCAGAUCUUGGAUGUCGCGUUUAUGAACCUAGGCAACGCGGACAGGGUGGUCCGAUUCGGGUGGAACUUUCAAUGCACGUUCAUGCUCAAUGGUCUGGUCCUCGCUCUGGUCCAGUCGAUCUACGCUUAUCGAUGCAUCAAGGCGAGUUCGCAUUUCCCCUCCUUCCAUCCUUCCCCCUUCCCCCUUGCCCCUUCCCCCUGCCUCUGGUUCCUCCUCAAUUGCUUGUCGAUAUCCCCGGUCAAGGACUUGCAGCUCGCCGGAGAUCGAAUCUGUAUGAAGACCGGGAUGUCGACGUUGAUCAUCGUCGGGCUCAUGGCGAACAUAGGCCCGACGAUCGUCUCCUUUGCCGUACCUAAACCUCAAGACGAGACUGAUAUCAAGGAACAGCUUGAAACCUAUCGUUUACUUAACAAAUACAAACCCAUCAUCAUGAUGAUGUACGUGAUGAACAUGAUCGUCGACUUCGUCGUCUGCACCGUCACCAUGAUCACCCUUAGAAGAUCGAUCAAGAAAGUCACCACUAGGACCGCCAAGUUUCUCCGACAAUACGCUAUCCUUUGCGUGGAAGGUAUGGCCUUACCGUUCGUUGCUAGUAUCGCCGCCAUGAUCAUGCAUCAGGCUGGACCCGGUCAAUCGAGCUUGGACGUGAGCGCCAUCUGGCCGAUGCACAAGCUGGCUCUGGUCUCGCUAUUCUGUUUGUUGCUCAACCGAGACACGUUCCGAGAAAAGCUCUAUGCGACCCCUCACAUCAGCUUUGAACUGUGUGCGCCCGUCACCCCGAUCCAAGGAAGUAUUCGGGUCGAUAGCCAGGUCGAGACCGCCAUCUACAAGGACGACUAUCGACCCAAGAACAGCGCCAACAGGCCUCUAGGGUUUUGACUGGAGUGAGACCGUUGAUCGUUAAGGACGCUGACGGGCACGUCUUAUCUAGAGUUUCGUGUUGUAUUAAUGUUUAAUCGUUCUGCGAGCGACGUCGUUCAGGAAGCACUGUCAUUUCAUAUCGAUCUCACGA
This is a messenger RNA of Filobasidium floriforme, 1617 nucleotides long. RefSeq lists its product as uncharacterized. Bases 393 to 1484 code for a protein of 363 amino acids. The record is from RefSeq and is a predicted model, not a curated record. The transcript has 11 exons. Lineage: Eukaryota; Fungi; Basidiomycota; Tremellomycetes; Filobasidiales; Filobasidiaceae.